This is a messenger RNA of Venturia canescens, 2379 nucleotides long. Its product is annotated as aminomethyltransferase, mitochondrial. The record is from RefSeq and is a predicted model, not a curated record. The coding region runs from base 164 to 1510 and encodes 448 amino acids. Gene Ontology annotation, cellular component: mitochondrion. Gene Ontology annotation, molecular function: aminomethyltransferase activity; protein binding. The transcript is spliced from 5 exons. Gene Ontology annotation, biological process: glycine catabolic process. NCBI's taxonomy places the organism in Eukaryota, Metazoa, Arthropoda, Insecta, Hymenoptera, Ichneumonidae.
GAAUCAUUCAAGAGUUCAACUCGAUACAACAGUGUCGCGAAACGGUUUAGACUCCUCCACUCAUUUCGAUUUUCAACCGGCUGUAGAAACUCUAUGGACAAGAGAAUCCUCCGAAAAUCAAUUGCCCGAGUAGUUUCGAACCACGCGUCAACGCCGACAGAAGAUGUUACGGUUUGGAAGCUCUCUCGGCCGCUUGGCUCAAGAACAUUUGGAAAAAUCACUCCUUGCCAAAUCUAGAAUCGCCGCUUGGGAUCGCGGAGUUAAAACUCUCCGAUUGGACUCUCAUCAGGACGGGAUCUCGGCAGGAUUGGGGCGGAGAGAAUUUUCAACGGAGACCUGCGAACCGAGGAAAACUUGCCUCCAUGACUUGCAUGUCGAACAAAACGGAAAAAUAGUAAAUUUUUCCGGAUGGCUGCUGCCGGUGCAGUAUCGGGACGCAAUCGCCGUUUCUCAUCAGCACACGAGAACUUACGCGUCGCUAUUCGACGUCGGUCACAUGAUGCAAACUAUAGUAGCGGGCAAGAACGCAGGUGAAUAUUUGGAAUCGUUGACAACGAUUGAUCUGAAAAAUCUCGCCCCAGGAGCCGCCAGUUUAACAGUAUUUACCAAUGAGAAUGGCGGCAUCCUCGAUGAUCUCAUCGUCACUAAAGAUGACGAGGACAAAUAUUUCGUCGUUUCUAAUGCCGGAAGGAGGAACGAAGACUCACUUUUGAUGAAUCAACGAAAAGACGACUUCGAGAGGCAUGGGAAAAGCGUUGACCUACGAUACCUCGACCCCUUGGAGCAGGGCUUGAUCGCUCUUCAAGGGCCAACAGCAGCUCAAGCGCUCCAACGACUCGUGGAUUUCGACUUGCAAAAGCUCAAAUUCAUGAACAGCCACCGAGCAAACAUCUCUAACUUCGAAACGAGAAUAUCGAGAUGCGGUUACACCGGCGAAGACGGUUUCGAAAUUUCGGUCGGUGGGAAAGACGCGAGGAGCUUGGUCGAAAUGAUCCUCGAGAACAGCGACGUCAAAAUGGCCGGACUUGGCGCACGCGACAGUUUGAGACUCGAAGCUGGACUUUGUCUUUACGGGCACGACAUUGACGAAGGAACUACUCCGGUAGAAGCUGGUCUGACAUGGCUCGUUGGAGCAAUAAAAUUUUGUUACUUCUCCGAUUUGGUCCAUGCAGCGAAGAGACGCAGAGUCGAAAAGAACUUUCCCGGAGCCAAAGUGAUCCUCGAGCAGAUAAAAACGGGCGCGAGGAAGAAGAGAAUCGGUUUGAUGCUCGGCCAGGGGCCGCCGGCUCGCGAGAGCGCGGCCAUUCUGACUCCAGAGGGUGAAAGAGUCGGUCACAUAACUUCCGGCGGACCAAGCCCGACGCUCGGGCGUCCUAUAGCUAUGGGUUACGUGCCAAUGGAUUUGGCCCAAAACGGCGGGGGCAUGCUGGUCGAGGUGCGAGGCAAAACUUACAAAGCAACUGUCACGAAAAUGCCAUUCGUCAAAACGAACUAUUAUACGGGAAAAUGACAUUGCGACUCGGCUCAACGACGAGUGUGAACUAUUUUUCGAUAAUAUUAAACCAAAUUUUUUUUCACGAGUGUCUAGAGAAGAAGAAUUGUGCUUUUCACCAUAGGAAAUUCGAAAAAUUCUGAGAAGCUCGAAUUUCGAUGAAUUUAUCAAUAGAAAAAAAAUGCUAAUUGAGAAAAAACACGGUUGCUACGACUGUUCGAAUAGUUCAACUCACCACGCUCAUUUUCCCACUGAAUCCAGUCGGAAAAAACAUGUUCGAAUAACUGCGAUGUUCCAACAGUUUGUGAGUUGCCGAGAAAAUGCGAGAUCCAAAAGUCACGAACAAUAAAAAAAGAAAAGAGCCAAACGAUUUAUCGUAGAACGUCGUGUGCAUGCGCGUUCGAGGACGGCCAGGUGGCUCAUAAAAAAAUCAAUGAAUACAUCAUGCAAACUCUGCCGCCCAAUCCAUUAUCGAAGAGAAUACCAACUUAUCGCAAAGAGGGGCGCUUACAUUCGAACCUAUCAUCAUCCCCCAUUAUGCAUGUUUUGCUACCACACGUAGCUCCAACUCUUGUGAACAGCGGAGGUCGUUAAACGUUUGCUUUAUUACUUAUUAAAACGACAAAAUAACCGUGAAAAAAAGUGGUACAAGAAUUUUGCUCGGUGCACUCGGUCGCAGUCGGCGUCGUCUCACAAUGUAUACGGUCGACUUAACUAUUUGCAUUGCACUAAACAUGCUGACCGUAAAUUCAACGUAUCAGGAUGGAUAGAAAAAGCGAGAAAAAAGAUCGAACGUACGACUGCGUGCUUCUGAAAAUUGGAUAAAUUUGGAAACUCCCAUAAUAACGAGUGCAAUAGAUAAUAAAGAUAUAAAAAAUCACAACUGA